AUGGCAGACACAGCAGAUAAGAAAAAUUUGUCUAUAAUCAGGGAUCCUAAUACUGCAAUGAAUCGAAUAUUUAUUGGUAACUUACCGGUAUGUACACGUGAAGAAUUGGAGAGUAUCUGUCUGCCGUAUGGGAAAGUUUUGGCGACACUAGUCCAGAAGAAUUUUGGUUUCGUUCAAUUUGAAUCGGAGGAAAUAGCCAAUAAAGUGGCAAAAGCAUUGAAAAAAUCUACAUUCAAGGGGCAUACAAUCACUGUACGCAAUGCAAAUAAAAAGAAGCCAGCUGGGCAACAGCAACAAGUUGGCAAUGCGGGGAAUACUGCAGGAAAUUCUGGACAGGGAAAUAAUGUCACUGCAGGAAAUUGGAAUCAAAAUCCAGUCGUACCUGCAAGCGCGGACGAUGAUAACGGUUACAAUGGUGGUUAUAAUGACUGUGAGAUCAUAGUGGUGGAUCGUAAAAAUACUAAAUAUGCAGAAAUGAUUGAGGAACGUCUGAAAAGAUUAAAUUUACGAGUUGAUGUCUUAUUUCCCAAUGAAGAUGUACCUCUGGGUAAAGUGCUUUCUAAUAUAGCAUCGCGUGGAUGUUUAUAUGCCAUAUUAGUCACAAAUCAGCACGAGGAACACAAUAGCAUAACCGUAAACAUUUUAUAUGGGCAACCGGCAGAACAUCGCAACAUGCCAGUGGAAGAUGCAAUUUCUCUAAUGGCAGAAGAUUUCCGCAGAAAAAUGAUGCGUGACAAAAUAGCGGGUGUACAACAACCCAAUCAACUCCACACCGGUAAUUUACCAAAUCCUGUGCCGAUAAUACCGGCCGCACCCAAUUAUAUUGCUCCCCCUUUAAAAGAACGACACCCCGAUGCUAUACAAAGUCUUCUGAAUCUUCUGGCCAACAAUAUGCCACUGACCGUAUUACAAUACGAUCGUAUAAUUAAAUAUUUGCAAGACAGACGUCUAUUGCAAUUGAAAGUAGAAUUGGGAGAUGCCGAGGAGGCGUCACUCAAUCAAGGAACACCAGAUCCCGAAAUUGAACUACAAAAGAAAAUAUUGACUAUUUUGAAUAAACCAUCUGUGGCGGAAACCCAUUACGAUCUAAUGUACCCAUCGCUAGAUGCAGUCAAAAGUGAUAUACGGCUCUUGGCGCUGCUAAAAGAUGGGCGAGUUCAGAAAGCUAUCGACACAUUGAUGGACAGUAGUUUAGUGCCAACCAUAGAAAAUCUUAUGAAGUUCUAA
Musca vetustissima is the source of this 1227-nucleotide messenger RNA. RefSeq names its product nuclear receptor coactivator 5 (gene Neos). Lineage: Eukaryota; Metazoa; Arthropoda; Insecta; Diptera; Muscidae. Gene Ontology annotation, molecular function: RNA binding. The transcript is spliced from 3 exons. The coding region runs from base 1 to 1227 and encodes 408 amino acids. The record is from RefSeq and is a predicted model, not a curated record.